AUGGUGAAGGCUCUGGAUCUCAUGCAGCCGGUGAGCUUUGGGAAAAGGCAUCAACCCCGCACGGAGGUGGACGCUGGAUCCGUGUACGCUGCCGCCCUGGCUCUCGUCAUGGACAAGGGGGCCUCAGCCAGCAGUGCUUCCUGCUGUGCACUGGAGGAGUGUGUGUCUCCCCAGAACCGAACCCCCAAUGGGAUGCUGGUGUCGGCAGCAGCCUCGGAUGGCAGAGGGGAGACACGUCCUGCCCCUCGGAGCCCCCACCCCGGCCAGGGCAGCUGCCGGCCCCUCCAAAGGCCUCCAGGCUGGGAUGACUUCGAUUUAUCGGAUGCCCUUGGCGACAUUGACAAGAAACCGACCGUGCCACCCCCGAAGAGACCGAACGCGGAUGACGACUUCGACUUACAGGAUGCCCUGGGCGGGGGCGGACACCAUGUGCCGCAGACGCCCCGGCCUCAACCCAACCCGAAACCCAACCCGAAACCGAAUCCGCAGCCCCAGCCGAAGCCCGAGCAGCCCGGAUCUGCCGGUGGAUUUUCGGAUUCCGACCUCUUGGACGGGACUUCAGGUGGAGCGGGAGGCGGUGGCGGAGGCGGCGGAGGCGGCGGAGACGGAGACGGAGACCAGAGGCGUGACGGCAAGGACCAGGAUGACGCCCCCGGGGUGGUCCCUGGCAUCAUUGGGGCCGUCGUGGUCGCCGUGGCUGGAGCGAUUUCCAGCUUCAUCGCCUACCAGAAAAAGAAGUUUUGCUUCAAAGAAAACGCGGACCAGGGCGAGAUGAACAUGGAAAACCAUCGCGGCACCAACGCGGAGCCACCCGUUCAACAGACUCUUCUGGAGAAAUAGCAGGUGCGCAGGCGAAACAGCCGUGGACUCAGAGCAGGACGACAAGGCUGGCCGGCUGCGCCUCCGCCUCCGAAGAAUGCCCGCGGGUGGGCAGAGCCCGCCACGCCCGGACCGGCUCCGCCUGGACCGGCUCCGCCUGCACCGGCCCCACCUGGAACAGCCCCGCCUGGAACAGCCCCGCCUCGCCCUGCCUUUGCUCAAGCUGGAUUCUGCCCUUUAACCUUCAGAUGUGGUUUGCUUGUCCCCGCGCUGGGAAGGUGGUAAGGACUCGAUGGGUUCUGUAGCCAUCCAGAGGGGAGUCGCAGUCACUCCCUCCGAGGCCCUUAGAGGUCCCCCCGUGAUGCGAAAACCCAACCAUCCCAAAGUCCCCGUCCUUCACAUGUCACAAAGCCUGAGCCGUUUACCAGUGACAGGCCAACUGAACACGUCUGAAACCUGCCUCGCGUUGAUACUUUUGCAAAGUGAGACGAGCCUUCCAUGAGUCUCCUCCAAAUUUCUUUUGGUUUGUUAGGAUAUUUUUACACCAGACGAAGAGUCAUAAUAAAAAAAUAGAAACCAUGU
Pteropus alecto (black flying fox) is the source of this 1401-nucleotide messenger RNA. Its product is annotated as CD99 antigen. The record is from RefSeq and is a predicted model, not a curated record. NCBI's taxonomy places the organism in Eukaryota, Metazoa, Chordata, Mammalia, Chiroptera, Pteropodidae. Gene Ontology annotation, biological process: T cell extravasation; homotypic cell-cell adhesion; positive regulation of neutrophil extravasation. The transcript has 12 exons. Bases 1 to 840 code for a protein of 279 amino acids.